AUGAGGGAAGAACAACUGCAACGACAACAACAACAACUGCAACAUGCAAGAGAGGAUGUCAUCACUGUGAAAGACUCAGUCUGGGAAAAGUUAAGAGAUGACCUGUUGACUGCUGUCCCUGAGCUGAACGAAAUUGGAGGUCAAAGUCUUCGGAACGUGUAUGCAGCGGGCGUUUCCGAUGGACGAGUCCUCCGGAGUUUGGCUGCCCUCUCAUUGCCCAAGAGCGGGGAGGCACAGACCAACUAUGAUCAUCAUAUUCUCACCCUGGCCAGGGCUCUUGCGGCUGCCUCCGUGAAACCAACCGCCAAGUUGGCUAUCGUGAAGACAAUCAUGACAUUGAGAUCACCACGAGAGGCGGGAUGGCAAUUGCUAGAAGGCGUCAUUGCGGACACGCUCCAAUUCAUCACCGACAGAGACUAUUUGUGGGAAUACUUGGAUCACUCCGAUGAGGUUUUGCUCUGGGAACUCCGGGCCAUUUGUUUGUCUCGUCACCAACAACAUCGAAGUGACGAAAUAUUAGACCGAGUGGUCGACACGGGAAAUGCCGCAGCUACCUUUCUGUCCAGACAGGCAUUAGUAGUUGAAAAGGGGUUUGCCAUUUCCACUGACGUCCUCAGUGCUGGAAUUGAAGCAUCGGGAGAACGACUCAAGCAAGUCAUUGAACCCGAUGACAGGUCGUUAUUUGAACCCAAUUCCAGAGCCAAAGUAAUCAGCUUGACAUACACGGACGCUGCCAAACGAGCCACAGACAGUGUGCGAAUAACAUCCCGACAAGCCAUGACAAAAGUGCAAAAUUCCUCCACCAAGGGAAUCCAGAAUAUUGCCGAGCGAGGACCACGUCUCAUUCCCAAUUCCAAAAGUAGAAAAGUUGUCUGCGCGGCGGGAAGGUUUGGAACGGCGGCGGUGGGUGCCACUGCGCUUGUGGCAGAUGCGCUCCUCGAAUCCACGGGACAAGUGGCCAAAAAGACGGCCGAAGUCACCGCAGAUGUCGUCCGACACAAGUAUGGAUCAUCCGCCGGUCAGGUUGUCCGGAACUGUAGCGACACGGUUGGUAACUGUCUCAGGACGUGUGGUCAUGUGGCGCUGCUUCAUACGGGCAAGGGCAUGACAAGAACUGUCGCAAGGAAGACUGGAAAGAUGCAUGUCAAGUCAUAUGUGGACGAAGAAUUGGAAGGAGAUGCACCCUCGUCGGAUGGAAGUUUGUUUGACGAGGCAGAGGGAGAAAUGCACGACAUUACCGCUACCCAGGAUGAAGCAAGUCCAUGGCAGCAUUUUGCUGAGGAACCCACCUCUCGUUUGGAUGACAGUGAAACAACAAACGAAACCGAUUCCUAUGAAAGAGUUGGUGGCGAUAUCAUGCUCGUGGAAGGAAACAACAUUUUGGAGUUUGAUACAACACUGACACUCUCGCCAUCUGUUCUAGACUCCCUACCAGAUCAAAUCACCAGCGUGGACGCUCAAAGUGACUUUUUCAGUGAUAUCACGAACGAGCCUCUCUACGAGCGAGCAUUUCCUGAUUUAUCAAUCAUCCACAAAGGAUCGACGACACACAGCAGCAUCUUUCGAAAUGUAGACAACGAGUCAACGGGGGGUGAGCUGACGCCAAUCAAAUGCCUCUCAGACGAUGAAGGUACUGACUACACGGCUUGCACUGUCGAUGAAACCUACGUGACAAACAUCUCCUUGGACACAUCCAAGAGCAUGGAUCACACAGAAGACGUGGUAUAUUCGGUUUAUGACCAUGAUGUUGUUGCAGCAAAGCCAGUGGGAUCUCCCAUUCGUCGUUCUCUGGCUUCACGAGUGCCUCCGAAUGGUGGUUAUGUGCCAUCUAGUUAUGAAGAGACAAAGAAAUGCUCUUGGCGGAAAGGAAUCUAUUCGUCGGUCAAGUCCAACUUUGGCUUGUGA
Messenger RNA from Seminavis robusta, 1905 nucleotides. NCBI's taxonomy places the organism in Eukaryota, Bacillariophyta, Bacillariophyceae, Naviculales, Naviculaceae. The record is from the annotation of a GenBank genome assembly.